AUGGAUAAAGAACUCCCUAAAGCCAGUCCCAGUGAGCCUGCACUGAACAUCAAGAAGUCAGGCAAAUCCUUCAAAUGCAAGAAGCCCACCAAAAAUGUGCAGGUCUUUUUAAUCAAUAGACUGGGCAGGAACAGAAGUGACACUGACCUGUCAAGAUGGGUGUGGAUGCUGUCAUAA
Gorilla gorilla gorilla (western lowland gorilla) is the source of this 177-nucleotide messenger RNA. RefSeq names its product embryonic testis differentiation homolog C (gene ETDC). The record is from RefSeq and is a predicted model, not a curated record. Lineage: Eukaryota; Metazoa; Chordata; Mammalia; Primates; Hominidae.